AAAGAAAGAGCCCAUAAAUAGAACGGAGAGAGAGAAGUAGGAGCAGUAGCUUGCUCACUUUGGUUUUCCUUCUCCAUCUUUCCAUCUCUCUCGCUCUCUCUCUCUCUUUGGGAUUCGUGUGUUCUUCAUUUUUUGCACCACCCGAGAUUUUCCGAAAGCUGAAGUGGCCGGAGAGUGAAGCUUAAGAGAGAGAGAGCCAUCACCCGAAGCCCGAAGAUCAUGGGGAGAGGAAAGAUCGAGAUCAAGAGGAUCGAGAACACCACGAACCGUCAGGUCACCUUCUGCAAGAGAAGGAACGGACUGAUGAAGAAGACCUACGAGCUCUCCGUCCUCUGUGAUGCCGAAGUCGCCCUCAUCGUCUUCUCCAGUAGAGGACGCCUCUACGAGUACUCCAACAACAACAUAAGGUCCACUAUAGAGAGGUACAAAAAGGCUAAUUCAGAUAGUUCAAACACAAGCUCUGUCAUAGAGAUCAAUGCUCAGUAUUACCAGCAAGAAUCUGCAAAGUUGAGGCAGCAGAUCCAAAUGCUGCAAAACUCCAACAGGCACUUGAUGGGUGAUUCCUUAAGUUCACUCUCUGUUAAGGAGCUGAAGCAGCUGGAAAAUAGGCUCGAACGUGGCAUCUCGAGGAUCAGGUCAAAGAAGCAUGAGAUGUUGCUGACUGAGAUCGAGUACCUGCAGAAAAGGGAGAUUGAGCUCGAAAAUGAAAGCGUGUUCCUCCGCACGAAGAUUUCCGAGGUGGAAAGGAUUCAACAAGGAAACAUGGUUGCUGGCCCUCAGCUUAAUGCAAUGGAAGCAUUGGCUUCUCGCAAUUUCUUCCCUACUAACAUGAUCGAGGGCGGAACUGCCUACUCACACUCCAACAAGAAAGUUCUCCAUCUCGGGUGAUUCACCAGGCUGGUUUGGGUUGAAGUACAUCCUCUAUUUCUCAAGAACAAUAAUUGUGGUUUACGAACUUACAGUAAUUUAUGUGUGCGUACUCAUUUCUAUUAUGACCGUACUGAAGCAGCACUUUCGUAUCUUUUCGUCCUCGGAACUAUUGCAAUGACUAUGCUGUUGUGUGAUCA
Syzygium oleosum is the source of this 1067-nucleotide messenger RNA. Its product is annotated as agamous-like MADS-box protein AGL11. Gene Ontology annotation, biological process: positive regulation of transcription by RNA polymerase II. Gene Ontology annotation, molecular function: RNA polymerase II cis-regulatory region sequence-specific DNA binding; protein dimerization activity; DNA-binding transcription factor activity, RNA polymerase II-specific. Gene Ontology annotation, cellular component: nucleus. The transcript has 9 exons. NCBI's taxonomy places the organism in Eukaryota, Viridiplantae, Streptophyta, Magnoliopsida, Myrtales, Myrtaceae. Bases 220 to 888 code for a protein of 222 amino acids. The record is from RefSeq and is a predicted model, not a curated record.